Solanum pennellii is the source of this 1423-nucleotide messenger RNA. RefSeq lists its product as uncharacterized. Gene Ontology annotation, cellular component: cytoplasmic microtubule. The transcript is spliced from 5 exons. Gene Ontology annotation, biological process: microtubule cytoskeleton organization. NCBI's taxonomy places the organism in Eukaryota, Viridiplantae, Streptophyta, Magnoliopsida, Solanales, Solanaceae. The record is from RefSeq and is a predicted model, not a curated record. Gene Ontology annotation, molecular function: microtubule binding. Bases 722 to 1243 code for a protein of 173 amino acids.
AGGUAUUUAUCCGAUUCCCUUUUUCAUGUAAGGUAAAAUCUGUUCUCCAGUAUUUAUGUAUUUGAAUUCUUUGCUCAGCGCUAUGUAUUAGUACAACUCUUCUCCUCAUUUGUCAGUUCAGCUUUAGCGGAUCACUUCUGAUGCUUACUUCCUGCAAAAUGUCAGUGGAAGCACCUAGAGAUCUCAAAACAUUGCCAAAAGCUGAGAAGCUCACUAAUAUCUCCAGAAAUGGAAAUACUUCGGAGAAACAGGUUGAGAAUAUUGAUGAAAAUCAUGAAGAAAAGGAAAGAGAAAAUCCCAUCUUACUAGUAGAACCUAUCCAUAAUGAAGAUUGCAAGGUAAAUUCGGGGUGGAGGUGGGAACUUCAGAAGUAGAAUACAUUGAAUCUGAGAAUCUGGAGGAUGUGGAAGAUGUAGAUAUGAGCCUGAAGUUUAUCGACAAUGUUGGCGGGGCUGGAAUCCAAGGUCUGGAUUUUGGUGUGUGAGGCACUCAAUGAUGUGCGGAGGUUGUGCAAGUUUCACAGAGAAGCAAUGCUUGAUAUUUUGUGAGUCUUAUUUUUUAAAUUCGGAUAUAUCCAUUGGUUUCAACAGAUCUAUGUUAUGCGUUCUCUGUUUCCUGGUUGUACUAAUUUUGUCUACUUAACAUAAGCUGGGUAAAUGUAAUCUCGCUUGUUGUGAAAUCCUUGAAGAGUCCUAGAAGUGCUGUAUGUAAGACUGCUAUCAUGACUUCAGCUGACAUUUUCAAAGCAUACUGUGACAGCGUUGUUGACUUAAUAGAUCCACUGCUUGUUCAACUUCUGCUAAAAUCUUCACAAGACAAGCGAUUUGUUUGUGAGGCAGCUGAGAAAGCUCUGAUAUCCAUGACGACAUGGGUUUCUCCAGUUCUAUUGUUAGCUAAGCUGCAACCUUAUCUUAAAAACAAAAAUCCUCGAAUUCGAGCUAAGGCUUCAAUGUGCAUUUCUCGAAGUGUACCACAUCUGGGAUCUGAUGGAAUCAAAGCAUAUGGGAUUGAAAAGCUGAUCCAACUCGCCGCAUCUCAACUCAGUGACAAACUCCCUGAAUCAAGGGAGGCUGCUCGUGGUCAAUUGUUAGAUCUGCAAAAUGUCUACGAGAAAACACUUGAUAUGAUGCCAAUAGACGUGAGUGAAAACCCCCAAAUAAAUUCCUGGGAGCAUUUGUGUCAAUCGGAGCUCUCGCCUUUAAGUGCUCUAGCUGUUCUUCGUGUGACAAAUGUCGCCCGGUAGUAUCUUGUUUUGGUUCGUGUAGUUAAUGCAAAGUAUCGAGUUCUAGUGAGCAUGUUUUGCCUUUAUUCUUUAUAUACCUGUAAAUACCAUCAAAGCUUAGGCAUGAGCUGCUUGAAGGCACAGUUGAAUCAUAUACUGUAGCUAUAAAAACCCAGUGUCAUGAUUACACGGUUUAUGUUA